CUCCUCCUCCUCCUCCUCCUGUCCUUUCCACUGCCAGGCGGGUGGAAGGCGAGCGCCCCUUUGAUCGCAGGUAUAUAGCGCUCGCUGCAUGGAAAGCGAGCCCGUUCUGGAGAGGCAAUGCAGCUGAGUCAGCCGAAGAGAAGCGCAGGGCUUUCGGUGGCAACUCCAGUGGAGAGAAGUAGCCGAUUUCAGAGGACACCCCCCUGCGACACCCUCCGUCCCUCCCUCGGGGAGCUGCCCUCUUCGGUCUGCAGGGAUCGGUCAAGAUACUCAUCCCAUCGCCUUGCGUACUACAAGAAACUUUGUGAUUUAGAGUCAACACAAAGCAAAUAAAAAAUAUGAAAACAAAUCCUGUCAUCCAAGCUGCCAUUGACCUCACAGCUGGGGCUGUAGGAGGUACUGCCUGCGUGAUAACCGGUCAGCCAUUUGACACCGCAAAGGUGAAAAUGCAGACAUUCCCCACCAUGUACCAAGGGCUUGUGGACUGUUUUGUGAAGACCUACAAGCAAGCAGGGUUCCGUGGCUUCUACAAGGGGACCACCCCUGCACUUGUGGCAAACAUUGCUGAAAAUGCCGUGCUCUUUAUGUGUUAUGGCUUUUGCCAAAAUAUCGUGAGGAAAAUUGCUGGCCUAGAUAGGAAAGCAAAGUUGAGCGACCUUCAAAAUGCAGUGGCUGGCUCCUUUGCUUCUGCCUUUGCCACUUUGGCCCUCUGCCCUACAGAGCUUGUGAAGUGCCGUCUGCAGGCCAUGCACGAAAUGAAAUUAUCUGGGCAGAUAGUGCAACAGCACAAUACAGUUUGGUCAGUAAUAAAAAGUGUACUGCAAAAGGACGGCCCCCUUGGCUUCUACCGUGGUUGGUUCAGCACUUUGCUACGUGAAAUUCCAGGCUACUUUUUAUUCUUUGGAGUCUAUGAAUUGAGCCGGACCUUUUUGGCAUUUGGAAAACCAAAAGAAGAAUUAGGUCCGGUUGCACUGAUGCUCAGUGGUGGCUUCGGUGGCAUGUGUCUCUGGAUUGCUGUUUACCCAGUGGACUGCAUCAAAUCUAGGAUCCAAGUUCUUUCCAUGGCAGGAAAACAAACGGGCUUUAUGAGAACUUUUGCAAGUGUUGUCAAGAAUGAAGGCGUGUUUGCCUUGUACUCUGGACUGAAACCUACUAUGAUCCGUGCAUUCCCAGCCAAUGGUGCCCUGUUCCUUGCCUAUGAACACAGCCGUAAACUGAUGAUGAACCAAUUUGAUAGCUAGAACUUUUAUCACAGACUGAUAUCAUUAGACUAUGUGUAGUCACCACAGUAAUUGUCCAACUGUGAGUGACAGAUUUUAAAAUGUGAAAUGGGAGUAAAAUGACUACAUUUUUUAAAAAACACGAUUUCAGUAAAAAUGCUGUUAUUUUCUAAACGUGUGCUUUGUGGAUUUACAUAUCUAGAUCAGGACUGAUACUACAUGAUCUUAUAAGGGAUUUCAAUUACUAACUUCUAUAUAAAUUUUAGUCAUGGGGUUUUAAAAAAGAAUAUGCUGCAAUAGCAGUUAACUAUUAGCUUGCAACAUAGUGACAGCACUAUAAAAGUAACUUAAUAUGCUGGGAAGCUGAGCAGGAGGUAUAUUGCAGAGUAGUUUUUAUAAUGUCCCACAUUUGUUAAUUUGUAUACAAUUCUACUUACUGGUUACUUGAUUCUCACACACCAGAGAACAUUGGAAAGCACAUUACACAUAAAUAGACUUAAAAAAAA
Molecule: messenger RNA, 1726 nt
Organism: Notechis scutatus (mainland tiger snake)
Lineage: Eukaryota; Metazoa; Chordata; Lepidosauria; Squamata; Elapidae
Source: RefSeq, a predicted model, not a curated record